UGUGCUGAUGUUCAUCCCCUUCAACUCCCUUCUUGCUCAACUGUCAAAGCUGAAGCUUCCAAUCUCAAGAACCAAAGAGCUUCACGCUUUCAUAAUCAAGACUCAUCUCUCACACGACCCAUUUUACGCUACAAGAAUUAUAAGAUUCUAUGCUCUAAACAACGACAUCAUCUCAGCACACAACCUGUUUGAUAAAACUCCUCACCGAAGCAUUUACCUCUGGAACUCCUUAAUUCGAGCUUAUGCUAGAGCCCACAAAUUUAGAAAUGCAUUUUCGCUGUUUAAUGAUAUGCUUCAUUCUGAAAUAAUGCCUGAUAAUUUCACUUAUGCAUGCCUUGUAAAAGCCAGCUCUGAGAAUUUUGAUUUGCACAGCUUAAGAGUUUUACAUGGAAGGGUUGUUCUAUCUGGGUUGCAGUUGGAUUUUAUCUGUAGUAGUCAACUGGUAAGUGCUUAUUCAAGAUUAGGCUGUAUAGCUGAUGCAAGAAAGGUGUUUUCUGGGAUAGCGGGGCCGGAUUUGGUCCUAUGGAAUUCAAUGAUAUCAGGUUAUGGGGGUCUUGGGGAAUUGGAGAAGGGGAUAGAGUUGUUUAGUGAAAUGAAGAUAAUGGGGGUGCGGCCUGAUGAGUACUCAAUGGUAGGCCUGAUUAUGACUAUAGAUGAUCCCAGUGUGCUGAAUAUAGGUGAAGCAAUCCAUGCAUUUUGUUUAAAACUUGGUGUAGAGUCGAAUGAUCAUGUAAGCAGUCUUCUUGUUAGUAUGUAUUCUAGGUGUAAAUGUAUGGGUUCAGCAUUUAGCGUCUUUGAUAGUCUUGUAGAACCUGAUUUAGUUACAUGGUCUGCUUUAAUAAGUGGUAUUUCGCUGUGUGGGGAUAGUGUCAAGGCCUUGGAUUUCUUCAGAGAAAUGAAUAUGAAAGGUGGGAAGGCAGAUGCAUCACUGAUUGCCACUGUACUGACUGCUUGUUCUCAGUUGGCAAAUGUGCAGCCAGGCAUUGAGACACAUGGUUAUGCAUUUCGACAUGGAUAUCACUCGGAAGUUAUGGUCUCCUCUGCUCUACUUGACAUGUACUCGAAAUGUGGGUUCUUGGAAUUGGGAUAUCAAGUUUAUGAGACUAUGGUUUUCAAGAAUAUUGUUUCAUACAAUUCAAUUAUUUCAAGUCUUGGUUUAUAUGGACUUGCAUCUCAGGCCUUUGAGAUAUUUGAGAAGGCAGUGGAGGAAGGGCACAAACCUGAUGAAGCUACUUUUUCUGCACUUCUUUGUGCAUGUUGCCAUGCUGGUCUUGUCAAUGAUGGUCGGGAAUAUUUCAGAAGAAUGAAAGAUCAAUUUUGCAUCUCAGCUAACACCGAACAUUAUAUUUACAUGGUAAAGCUUCUUGGAAUGGAAGGACAAUUAAGAGAAGCUUAUGAACUUGUUCAGUCUCUGCAAGAACCAAUUGACUCUGGCAUUUGGGGGGCACUAUUAUCAUGCUGUGAUGCUCAUAGAAAUUAUGAGGUCGCAGAUAUUGUAGCUUGUCGUCUUUUUGGGAAUAAGCUAGAGAAUAAUAGUUACAGAAUUAUGCUUUCAAAUAUGUAUGCUAGUGAUGGGAGGUGGGAUUUGGUAAAUAAGUUGAGAGUAGAUUCUGGAUUAACAAAGUUGAAACUUCCUGGAAAAAGCUGGAUUACUAGUAAAAAACAUUCCUUUGAAAGGAACUCUUGAGGUGUCUUCUGCGACAUCUUUCACGAGUUAACAGUUGCUGAAUCUAGGAUCAGAAGCUGCGAGAGGAGGUAGGAUCAAUCUAAUUUCC
Solanum verrucosum is the source of this 1775-nucleotide messenger RNA. Its product is annotated as putative pentatricopeptide repeat-containing protein At1g64310. Gene Ontology annotation, molecular function: protein binding; RNA binding. Lineage: Eukaryota; Viridiplantae; Streptophyta; Magnoliopsida; Solanales; Solanaceae. The record is from RefSeq and is a predicted model, not a curated record. Gene Ontology annotation, biological process: RNA modification. The transcript has a single exon. Bases 8 to 1687 code for a protein of 559 amino acids.